AUGGAAUCCAAAAGUUUAUCUACUGACGCUGCUACCAAUGAAGAUUUUGAUGGUGAAUUUCUACGCGAUUACUUCCCUCGUUUACCAGACAUAGUGAUCAUCCAGAUCUUGGACCAGCUUACUAAUGCUGAGUUUGUAACAGAAUGUAUACUUCCGUGGAAGAAUUCAGAGCUUAGAAAGAUUGUUGUAGGUACGUUUUACUCCGGAGAACUCCAUCUACGUUUGACUCCUACCAGAAGACCUCAUGCUUGUAACCCCAAGUUAGCCAAAUAUAUUGACAUAUUCCAGAUUAUGGAAAUAGAGCAAUUCCUACUAGAAAAUCCAGAUAUCAACCCAGAAACAAUAAAACUUUAUACGGGACGUCAUAUGCUUGAAGAUUUGGUUCAAUUGCUUAAGAAAUAUACCACCAGGUUUACCAAUCAAGUGAAAAAUUUGGAAUUAUAUAUUGAAAACGUUACUACUUGGAGUCCAGAGUUGGUUGAUGAAUUAUUAGCGUUUCCUAACAUUCGGAAACUUCAAUUAACAAAUUCUCCUAUUGGCUCAUCAUUACUGAAAUCAUCCAAUUUCCAAAAUCAUCCAUGUAUUACCGAAUUGGUACUCUUGGGCCAUGGUAUAACCAAUUGGUCCAAGAUCCAAUUCCCACCGAAUUUGACUCAUUUGGAUGCUUCAUGGACAACUCUGCUGUCUCCCUUUACAAUGCAUUUACCUCCAACUAUUGAACAUAUUUAUUGGAAUGGAAGUGGAUUACUUGACAACAUUUGGAAUAUUAAAUUCCCACCGAAUGUUCAAACACUUAUGUUAACAUCAAAUUCAAUCAAUACCAUUGAUAUUGCAAAACUACCCACUGCACUAAGAACUUUGGAUCUUUCCAAUAAUGGAAAUAAGAGGUUUGUUUAUUCAGGAACGGAUAAACCUCAUUGGCCAUCAAACUUACGAUCGUUAAUCCUAUCCCAAAGUUCUAUUGAUGAUUCAAGCUUAGAAUUCUUAAAGACGGUAGCGUGGCCUCCAUUACUUGAGAAUAUUAGGGUUGACUUCAAUCAUAUGACAUCAUUAACAUUCUUACAAGAUCUACCUGAUUCUGUACAAUACAUGGAUCUCACAGGUACACUGAUUAGUAAUUUCAAUAUAUUUGGUGAUGAUAAUGAAGGUAUUGACAUUCUCCUUCAUAAAGAUGGACCACCUAAAGUGUUUAAGUUUCCAAGUUCUCUAACGUACUUAAACGUUGAAUUUUGUCCUAAUUUUAAGGUUCCUGUAUCAUAUUUGAAAUAUCCAAUUUGGUUUAGUUCCAAUCUUUCAGUAUUAAAUUUAGGAGAAUGCAACUUAGAAUCACUUGAUGGGUUUAUAUUACCUUCAUCACUAACGAAAUUGUCACUCACCGAAAACAAAUUGAAAGACUUGAAGUAUCCUUAUUGGAAUAAGCUCAUCUCCCUUAAAUCGUUAUUGGUGGUAGCAAAUAAGCUAGAGCAUCUAGACCCUACAGUACUUCCCCCGAAUUUGGAGUACUUGGACAUAUCUCACAAUAUGCUCACAAGUCUUGAAGGAGAUUAUUCCCGGUUGACUCAUUUAAGACGCAUUCUGGCAGCUGACAACCAAAUUGAAUCUAUAAGCAGCAAGCUACAACUUCCGUCACUGUUGCUUCUGCUUGGAUUAGAGGGGAACAAUUUUACUACCUUUGAUUUUUGUUUCGAUAUACCUACCAAUCUCAUAAACAUCAAAUUGAAUGAGAAUAAAAUAUCAAGCAUGAAGUUCCCAUUAAGCGGUACUGCUUCCAAACUGCAGCUAAUGGAACUUGAUUUGACAGGGAAUGUGCUUUUCAAAUCCACUAGACAAAAUAAUCGAACAACUAAUGGGAAUAUUCGUACUAAGAUUGAUGAGUUUUAUACGGCACUUGAAUUAUGUAUUGGGAAACGAGUUCUCCGUCGGAAAUUCAAUGUUAACAGUGUCCAUGAGUUUGUUUAA
Molecule: messenger RNA, 1959 nt
Organism: Lizanozyma spartinae
Lineage: Eukaryota; Fungi; Ascomycota; Pichiomycetes; Serinales; Debaryomycetaceae
Exons: 1
Coding region: 1-1959 (652 amino acids)
Molecular function (GO): protein binding
Source: RefSeq, a predicted model, not a curated record